Messenger RNA from Andrographis paniculata, 634 nucleotides. RefSeq names its product 60S ribosomal protein L26-1. Bases 64 to 504 code for a protein of 146 amino acids. The record is from RefSeq and is a predicted model, not a curated record. Lineage: Eukaryota; Viridiplantae; Streptophyta; Magnoliopsida; Lamiales; Acanthaceae. Gene Ontology annotation, cellular component: cytosolic large ribosomal subunit; ribosome. Gene Ontology annotation, biological process: ribosomal large subunit biogenesis; cytoplasmic translation. Gene Ontology annotation, molecular function: structural constituent of ribosome; RNA binding. The transcript has a single exon.
AAUCACUCCUUCGUCUCCUCUCCAUCCGCAGCAUUCCAAUUCACUGAAGCUACCGCGGCGAAGAUGAAGUACAACCCUCGCGUCUCGUCAUCCCGGCGCAAGAGCCGGAAGGCGCACUUCACGGCGCCUUCCAGCGUCCGCCGUGUUAUCAUGAGCGCGCCGCUGUCCGGGGAUCUCCGCUCCAAGUACAACGUUCGUUCGAUGCCUGUUCGCAAGGACGACGAGGUGCAGGUUGUCAGAGGCACCUACAAAGGCCGGGAGGGGAAGGUCGUCCAGGUCUACCGCAAGAAGUGGGUGAUUCAUAUCGAGCGCAUCACACGCGAGAAGGUGAAUGGAUCCACCGUCAACGUCGGUAUCCAUCCCUCUAAGGUUGUCAUCACCAAGCUCCGCCUCGAUAAGGAUCGGAAGUCGCUGCUCGACCGCAAGGCGAAGGGACGCGCCGCCGCUGAUAAGGAUAAGGGCACCAAGUUCACCGCUGAGGAUAUUAUGCAGACCAUCGACUGAGAGGUAGAUUAAUUUCGAUUUUGUUUUUUAUGUCUUUUAUGUUGGCUCUUGCUUUGAUGAUUGGAUAUGAUGGACAUGAAAUUGCGCCAGACUUCGUUACUUUCUUAUGGAAAUUGCAAUAUGUUUCUGA